Messenger RNA from Ostreobium quekettii, 504 nucleotides. Lineage: Eukaryota; Viridiplantae; Chlorophyta; Ulvophyceae; Bryopsidales; Ostreobiaceae. The record is from the annotation of a GenBank genome assembly.
AUGGACGCGCUGCUCGAGCCUCUGGAGGCGCUCAUGGCCGACAUCAGGGAGAAGUGGAGCGAGCUGAGCGGGGAGCAGGGCAUCUUGGAGUCGCUCACGGAGUUCGCCAAGGCGAUCGACUGGACGGAGCCCCUCGUCGUGUCCUUGUUGUCGUUCCACGCGGUGUUGCUGCUCCUGGUGGUAGCCAUGCGGAAGAACGGAUCUUUCCAGGCCGCUGUGUUUUUCCUCGGGGUCAGCAUCGUUUUCUGUGCAGAGUCGCUAAACAAAUGGAUGGCAGCAAAUUGGCGCACAUUUGCACGCCAGCCUUAUUUUGACCCAAAUGGCAUAUUCAUGAGCACGAUGCUGUCAGGGCCGAUAAUGUUGGUUCUGUUUCUGCAACUGAUAAACUACCUGUGGGAAGCGUCAUCCCUUCUGGUGUCGCUGAAACGCAGACAACUAAUGCACCAAGCAUGCCAAAGGAGAGCGGAGUCUCAGGAUGGACAAGACUCCAAGAAGCACAAAUGA